UGUGAUUUGUAGAUCAGUGCUGUUUCACACGCUGACGCCGCAGCGCGCACUCGUCUCGCGGUGAAAGCGAAGGUCACCUCACCACCUUGUCAGCGGGAAUACAGCGUUGUUCUGUAACUAUUUAAUAACGCAAUGGACAGUUUUGACAACUUCAGUGCGUCGGAGAAAGCAGAGGCGACGGAGCUUCAGCGUAUGAUCGCUAUAGAGCAACAGAAAGCGCAGUUCCAGGCCCAGGUGCACACUUUCACUGACGUCUGCUGGGACAAGUGUGUGGACAGUCCGGGCUCGAAGCUGGACUACCGGACAGAGACUUGCCUGCAGAGCUGUGUCGAGCGCUUCAUCGACACCACCCUGACCAUCACCAACCGCUUCACGCAGAUGGUGCAGAAGGGCGCACAUUAAUAAUGGACUAUAGAUGCCAACGGGACUGUGUAAUGACAUUAAUAAAAUGUUUUGUGUUCCUAACAUGUUGGUGGAAGAUAAUGUGAAGAGGACAUGUUGUUUUUUUUUUUUUAUAACUUACGUUUAUGCUUUUGACUGGGGGUGCGUGACGAGUUCAACAUGAGUUAAAAACAGCGAGACGUACCUGUUUGAACUGAGAAGUCGUGCAAUGUGACAUCAGUAAAGUGACACCGUACGCUCACGUUCACCAUCCUGCCUGUGGUUCUUCAUGCACUAAACAAAAUGGGGAAAGAAUCCAGCUACGGCGGCUGCAGUUCUCUCUGAACAGAGCGCUCACUCGCGGUCAUUAAAGGUUAUAAAGGUGAAGUGAUAAGACUUCAGGAAAAGACAACCACAACAACGUUCACAGCAACACUGGUUAAUAAAGAUUGUUUUCAUAUAGAUAUUUAUUCACAAAAACUUAAAUGAUAAAUAUGUACUGAAAGCAAACAUCAGAGCAUUGCUAAAUAUUAAGACUUACUUCCUCUGUACAAGUAUUGAAAUAAAUGUAUCCUAAUAAAAUACAAAAUGUAAAAGAUGUACAUUAAUACAGUAAAACAAAGAAUGCUUAAUAAUAACACCCCCCCACUAGAGGUCAGUAUUAUGAAAGUCAUCUUUUCAUCUUAGUCUUAUAAGAGAGCGCAGUCUAGAAUCUCUUGUUAGUGCAAAGUACUUGGGCAUUAGCUUAGGGACCGUAUAACAUGUAUUGGGGGGAUGGCAGGGAGAGGCUUUUUAAUUUAAAAAAAUAUUUUGGCCUUGUGAGACUUAUUGCAAAGAAAUUAUGGUUUUGUCAAAGAUAUAUGGCUUAUAAACAGUCUUCGUCCCUGUAGGUAUGCAGGCUUUAUUCUCCUCGUCACAAUCAACUAGUAGCUAACAGGAUCAUUCUGUGCAUUUGAAGAAACACGGCAUACAUGUGGAUCUUUGUAGUUCUAGUGAUUUGAUUCUAUCUCUAAAGUGAGUAUUAUUUUUUCACUCCCCCAUCCAAAAGUGUGCUUUAUUCUGCAUCAUAAGGGAAAGCAGAAUGUGUGACAUAAUGUUAGCCUGUAAAGGUGAAAUAAAACACCAGUCAUAUCAUUCACAAUACUAUACACACAUAUAA
This is a messenger RNA of Siniperca chuatsi (mandarin fish), 1540 nucleotides long. It is a transcript of the gene timm8b, whose product is annotated as translocase of inner mitochondrial membrane 8 homolog B (yeast). NCBI's taxonomy places the organism in Eukaryota, Metazoa, Chordata, Actinopteri, Centrarchiformes, Sinipercidae. The transcript is spliced from 2 exons. The record is from RefSeq and is a predicted model, not a curated record. The coding region runs from base 133 to 402 and encodes 89 amino acids.